This is a messenger RNA of Empidonax traillii (willow flycatcher), 1238 nucleotides long. RefSeq names its product keratin-associated protein 5-4-like. The record is from RefSeq and is a predicted model, not a curated record. The transcript has 2 exons. Lineage: Eukaryota; Metazoa; Chordata; Aves; Passeriformes; Tyrannidae. The coding region runs from base 36 to 1190 and encodes 384 amino acids.
UCCGUCCGCCCCUCCACCACACACUCCCGACAACAAUGUGCUCCACUGGAUGCUGCUCCACGGGAUGCUGCUCCGUCGUGAAGACCAAGACCGUGUGCUGCAGCCCCUGCCAGAAGAGCGUGUGCUGCAGCCCCUGCCAGAAAACCGUGUGCUGCGAGCCGUGCCAGAAGAGCGUGUGCUGCAGCCCCUGCCAGCAGUCCUGCUGCUGCGACCCGUGCCAGAAGAGCGUGUGCUGUGACCCGUGCCAGACCUGCUGCGACCCGUGCCAGAAGCCUUGUUGUGACCCGUGCCAGACUGUGUGUUGUGACCCGUGCCAGACCUGCUGUGAUCCAUGCCAGAAGCCCUGCUGUGAUCCGUGCCAGAAGCCCUGCUGUGACCCGUGCCAGACCUGCUGUGAUCCAUGCCAAAAGCCCUGCUGUGACCCGUGCCAGACCGUGUGUUGUGACCCGUGCCAGAAGCCUUGUUGUGACCCGUGCCAGAGCUGCUGUGACCCGUGCCAGAAGCCUUGUUGUGACCCAUGCAAGACUGUGUGCUGUGACCCGUGCCAGACCUGCUGUGAUCCAUGCCAGAAGCCCUGCUGUGAUCCAUGCAAGACCGUGUGCUGUGACCCGUGCCAGAAGCCUUGUUGUGACCCGUGCCAGACCGUGUGCUGUGACCCGUGCCAGAAGCCCUGCUGUGAUCCAUGCAAGACUGUGUGUUGUGACCCGUGCCAGACCUGCUGUGACCCGUGCCAGACCUGCUGUGACCCAUGCCAGAAGCCCUGCUGCGAUCCAUGCCAGACUGUGUGCUGUGACCCAUGCCAGAAGCCCUGCUGUGACCCGUGCCAGAGCUGCUGUGACCCAUGCCAGAAGCCCUGCUGCGACCCGUGCCAGAGCUGCUGUGACCCGUGCCAGAGCUGCUGUGACCCAUGCCAGAAGCCCUGCUGCGACCCGUGCCAGUCCGUGUGCUGCAACCCGUGCCAGUCCGUGUGCUGCGAGCCGUGCCAGCAGCCCGUGUGCUGCACCAAGGUGUGCCAGAAGUCGGUCUGCUGCGUGCCACGGCCCUGCUGCUGCUCCUCCUGCUGCUCCUACGUGGUGAAGAAGAAGCCCGUGGUGGUGUGCUGCAGUCCCGUGCAGUGCUGCACCUCCGUCAGGAAGUGCUGCGUGCCCUGCAUCCCCAUCCAGCAGUGCUGCAUCAAGAAGAGCUGCUGAGCCGCCCCUGGGGGUGGCAAAGGCACCUCUGCCAGCUCCAGCAACGAG